CAAAUAUUUGGCAAACCAAAGAGUAACGGGUCGGGCCACUUCAGCAGCUCAAGUUGAAUAGUCCCGCUAGAAACUUCUACUGGAUUUUCUUUAGGGUUUCAGGUUUCUUUAGGGUUUUACACCGUGCUUCGCUCAGUCUUCUUCGAUUAGCUCAGUUAGACCUAGCCAAUGGUCCGAUUCUGCGGAUUCCGGAUUGCCCGCCGCUCCAUCUGCUCCUACCUACGCCACAAUUCACCGUCUUUUUUGGGUGAUUCGUUAUUACAAGGUGGUUGCAGGAGUUAUGGCACAGCACUAUCCAAUCGUUGUAGGGUCCUUCCCUAUUCGAAUUUCGGAAAUGUGGCUAGUGAGAGAGACUGGUUGAAAAUCGGUUUACUCAAAGCUAAUUGGGGUGUGGCACGAUCAAUUCAUAGCACUGGUAAUUGUAUAAUUUUCCUAAGCUUUGAGGCAGACGUAUUCUGUUCUGUAAUUUCUUGUGCUUACUUCUCGUCUGAUAUAAAACCUUAGAUAACUGGUUAUGACGUUUUAUUGUCCAUUUCUGUCGUGAGCUGGAGGUUUAUAUUUUGUAUUACCACAAUAAAAUCCUACAUUUAACUUUAGAAGAUUAACUUGAAAUUCUGUAAAGCAUGGGAACUUUUCUCCAUAUAUAUCUAAAUAGAAAAUGAUAAAAAAAUGUAGUAUCACAUUUAUUGAUGAAGUUGCUGCUAAAUUAUUCGAGAAAAUUAAUUUAUUAUGGUGGCAUAUUUUGAAUUGCUUAUCCUGUUUUGACCUUUUCUGGGGAUAAAUUUGCUGACUUGUACU
Olea europaea var. sylvestris is the source of this 798-nucleotide messenger RNA. RefSeq lists its product as uncharacterized. The coding region runs from base 169 to 504 and encodes 111 amino acids. The record is from RefSeq and is a predicted model, not a curated record. The transcript is spliced from 3 exons. Lineage: Eukaryota; Viridiplantae; Streptophyta; Magnoliopsida; Lamiales; Oleaceae.